Ictalurus furcatus (blue catfish) is the source of this 4817-nucleotide messenger RNA. It is a transcript of the gene fbxo30b, whose product is annotated as F-box protein 30b. Bases 522 to 3083 code for a protein of 853 amino acids. NCBI's taxonomy places the organism in Eukaryota, Metazoa, Chordata, Actinopteri, Siluriformes, Ictaluridae. Gene Ontology annotation, molecular function: ubiquitin protein ligase activity; protein binding; zinc ion binding. The transcript has 3 exons. The record is from RefSeq and is a predicted model, not a curated record.
GUUCAUUUCUGUAUAUAUCUUGUUGGUUUGCUUUAUCGGGAGACUCAGUAAGUACAAGCAUGCCAUUUACUUUUGGCAGCUUUACAUUUCAAACUGGCGUCAUCGAAAAUGCUUUUGGACAACUUUCUUAUGCUUUUGUGUUUUGACCCCAAUGGCCUUCUAUGACCACGUAGUACUAGCCAUGCUGGCUGCAGGACUUGUGUCCUGUACAAACAGACGUACGCUUACGUGAUGACGACAUCGACGCGCGUCUCAGUUGGAGGGAGGGGCAGGCACAGCCCACAGCGACGGAGCGUUUUUUUUUUUUUUUUUAGAGAGAGAGAGAGAGAAGAUUGAAAGAUAGGGCACAGGGCGAGUAAUGAUGAUGAUCAUUUAUGUUAAAACACAAAGUUUAUUGUUUUACAGUAUCUGAUUUGUAGCGAACAUAUUUCGAGGAACAGCCGGAGGUAGCUGACAUUUCUGGACAUUUUAAAACAGAGACUUGGGCUUCAGCCAUCCUGCCUGCCUUGGCUGUCUUGAAAAUGGAAGAGCUCCACACUCACUGUGUUUCGUGUGUGAGUCGGCGGUGCAUGGUCAAGCCCGAGCCUGGCACUUCCUGUGACCUCGUUGCCUGCCCGCUGGUUUGCGGCGCUGUUUUUCACAGCUGUAAAGUAGACGAGCAUCGGUUGCUGUGCCCACUUGAGAGGGCACCGUGCCUCAACCACGGCAUUGGCUGCCCUUUCACAUUGGCCCGAGGCAAGCUGGCGGAGCAUCUCGAGGUGUGUCCAGCUGGCGUUGUGUGUUGCACCAUGGAGUGGAACCGGUGGCCGGUGAACGAUGAGGACUACCGCUCCUACGAGAGGUUGAGUCGGGACGCAGACGAGGAAGAACAGCUAGACAUGGCUCUCGCCUUGCAGGACCAGCGCACCAUGCUGGCCUCACUCAAACUUGUAUCUCUUGCACCCACGAAUUGCCCUGAGAGAAAACCGCAGCUUGUGGAGAUGUGUGAAAAGCCUAGCGUUAUUGCAGAUGUUACGGUUCCCACCAUGCGUCUUGAGGAGGACAUGGAUGCGGCGUCUGUGUCGUGUUGCUCAAAAGACGUAAUCAGCAAUGGGAUUAACAGAUUGAACGAGGAGCAUUAUGGUGAACUGUACCAAACCACGGUAGAGACGACCAAAAGCCUGUCUGCCGCUCUGAAUGUUCUGAUACACCUCGACACAUCAGACACACAGUGUCAGACUACGAGCGUUUCAGCAUUGCAACCAGAGUUAAAUGGAGCGUUACAUGAAAUGUUACUUAUGAAAGAUGACACUGGGUCCAACUGUGGUAAAAUAGCCAGUGGGGUUAGUGGUUUAAACGAGGAGUUGCAGCCACAACGUCACCAAACCUUGAUGGAAUUGGGGAGAAGCUUGGUCUCUGCUCUUGGUGCGCUUGGAGAUGCUGUCAAAGGCUCUGAGCCAAGCUGUAUAGUCAGCAAGACCAAUGGUGGAAUCCAUCAGCCAGAUACUGUUGAAUGUGCAGACAUCGAAAUGAAGGAUAUUACCUCUGAAAAUGAGGUUGCGUUUGGGGCAGUUGGUGGAAUUGGUGAUGGGGAUUUUGACAAACUUCCAGGCCACCGUAGUGAAGAACUUUGCACAGAAUCUUCAAACAGACCAAGAGAUGAGGAUGGGCAAAGUUUGUGUAACAAUUGUAACAAUGCUGUAGCAUCUAGAAAAUCACAGGACCAUACAAUGGAACCAGCAGAGUUAGAUGAAUUUUCAGAGCAUGGUGGUUCUCUGGAGUUUGUUGGUCCGUUAAUUCCGCACAGACCAGAAGUGAGACAUGAUCUUGCCACUGUUGUAAUGCAGGAGGCGUCCGGAUCCGAAGCUCCUCUGUUACAGCCGCCUGUGCACGCCCAGGCUCUGGUUGUUCCGAGAGACAUUGUGCUGCCUUCCAUACCAUUAGACUUUGAGGAUAAGGCUUUUGAGAGAAAACUCCAAAACCUUCAGUUGCUCAGAAAUUUUAUGCCACUUGCACUUAAUGGACGGAAGGGUUGCUUCGCUGAGAGUUUCCCACAGAGACAGCACCGCUGUAAGAUGGAGGACAAAGCUGUGGACACGUCCGAUCUGGAGCAGGAGCCUCAGGAUGACCCCUUGGGCCUUGGUGAGAUCGACUUCACAGCUGCGGCGCUGCUCUUUUGCCUAGAGGAGUCGCAACGCACCCGCAGAAUCUCUGACACCGUCUAUGCCUUUGGCGGCUCACGUGUCGAUUUUGGCACUCAGACCUUCAGUUUCCCUGCUGCCAUCUUGGCAACCAGCACCAUGGUUGGCGAGGUGGCAUCUGCUUCGGCCUGUGACCGAGCAGCACCCCGUCUGUCACAGCCAAGUCCCUUUUGUACUUUACGAUUAGAUUUGACCCUGGAGCAGCUAAUGCCGCGACCCAGCUGGGCCCCACGUGAAGGCUCCAUGUUCACGUUUGAAUGUGGCCAGCUGUUCCGCCGAGAAGAGUUCCUCUCGCACUUCCGCAAUGUCCAUGGAGACAUCCACUCGGGGCUGAACGGUUGGAUGGAGCACCGCUGCCCGCUCGCCUAUUAUGGCUGCACCUAUUCCCAGCGCAGGUUCUGCCCAUCCAGGCAGGGAUCAAAGGUCGUCCAUGACCGACACCUCAGGUCAUUUGGGGUUCAGCCCAUAGUGGAAAUAGUACCAGAGCCGGGGUGUGAUCGGCUGAGUGCGUUGCCCUUUGAGAUCCUGCAGCAUGUGGCACGGUUCUUGGAUGGCUUCAGCCUGUGCCAGCUGUCCAUGGUGUCGCGUACCAUGAGGGAUGUGUGCGCUAGUCUGCUGCAGACACGGGGGAUGGUGGUGGUACAGUGGGAAAAGAGGCAGUAUCCUGAUGGGACGCAGUCCUGGCAGAUAAAAGACAAGGUGUGGCGAUUCAGUACAGCCUUCAGUCCCGUGACCAGGUGGGAGUUUGCAGACAUUUCCAGCAUGGCGGACCACCUGAAACGCUGUCCAUAUAACGAGGUCCAUAGACAGGUGGAGGCCGUGCCGUUGCCGUGCAUGUGCACGACCAGGGAGCUUACCCGAGGAGGGCGAUCGCUCCGUUCUGUCCUCAAGCCAGUAUUAUAACGGCAACCACCCAGCGCAAGAGCUAUAGCACAACCUUACCUAACCUAACCUAUUUAAUCAAUAAUAUCCAUCGUGGUGUACAUAAGACAAAUUAUUUUUUUUGAGUUAAGAUUAUUUUUAUAUAAAUAUAUGGUAUAUAAAUCUAACACCUGCUUGGUUUACGAUCAGGUUUAGCGACACGUGCACUGAGAGAGAUUUUCAGUGUUUGCCUUGUUUCUCACAGAAAUGUGGGGGAACGUCUAAAGCUGUUCUGCCCACGAGGUAACACUAAAAUGACAAAAAAUUAUACUCAAUCGAGCGGAAUCAAACAUAGAGCCUUAAACUGCGUAUUCGUUUCCAUCGAAUGCUGUGUUGCGUUAUGCCCGUACGCGCCGGUUGAUACGAUCGGAGAAGACCCUUACAGGUGGAGACGUCUUUCCAGAACAAGCGCCGAUGGAGCCAACGGUGAAAGAGAGAUGGUUUCGAUUACAUUUAAAAGUGGUGAUACCUUCUCACUACCAGCUGUCAUUCAUUGUUAGUAAUCUACUGCACAGAUUCCCAACCCUGUUCCUGGAGUUCCCUCUGUCCUACUCAGGAAGUAACCCCUCUUCCACUCAACCCCCCACAACUCAGGAAGGGUUCUUAAUUAAUUAACUGAUUAAUUGAAUCAGAUGUAUUCGAGCAGGGAACACAGAAAUAUGCAGGGCAGAGGGUACUCCAGGACUCGCAGAACCUGUGAUCUUGUGCUGAUUUUGAAUACAUUUUCAGUUUUUGUUUUGAUGACCAACAGCUGAUCCUAAUCUAACACCCAACCUCUGUGAUUCUGUGUAAUAAAAAGGAUUUCAUGAGUAAAGGUGUUGACUUAGGAUCAGAGUUUGGCAAUUACAUUGACUGGAUGUCAUUCUACACACACACACACACACGUUUGCUGUUUCCAUCCGAAUACACUUUUGUUCCACUUUCUCACAGUAUGAGCUGUCAAAGUAUGUUAUAUUUUUUAUUUAUAUAUAUAUAUAUAUAUAUAUAUAUAUAUAUAUAGGCCAUAUAUCAUGUUUUCCCUCUGUCAUACUUGGAACCUUGGACAACCCAGAGACUGGCAUCGUUGUCAUCAUCCAUCGCUUAUUUGAGGAGAAAAUGAGGGUUCCACUUUUAAAAGACACUCCACAAGCACUUAAUACAUUUUUAAAAGCAUAAUAUAAUAUAGCACCUUCCUAAAUAUUGUAAACACUCGUAACGUCAACGUUUACGUGCUGAAUGUUUUAUAUCUCCAUGUCCUAAGUUGAGGAGUGCAUGUUGAGUGAGAACGUUUGUGGAUUAUCGCAUUUCCAAAAGCGUUACAGUGCAGUUAAUAUGUUGGGUAAUGAGAGUUUGGUCUCCUUUCUGUCAUCUGUGCACACUUCGUUUUUGCGUCUUUCAGUGUCUGUUACAUUUUUUUAAGUACAUCCAGAGCUGAAUCAGAUUGAGGAUUGGGAUUGAGAAGCACUGAUUUAGCUCAUAACCCCAGAUCCAAUUUUUUGUGUUUAUGUCUGUGUAAUCCCAAUGAAGGCCUUAUGGAGUGUUGUGGGGGUUUUUUUGUUUGUUUUUGUUUUUGUUUUUUAAUUUUUGCUGCUGCUGAAGAAGAAGGAAAAAGUGUUUGCCUGACCGAGUGUGCCGGCACCAAUGAUCUGGAGAGAUUAAGCCAGGAUGUUAUAUAGUCUGGACCUAUAUAGCCUGCAUGUGGUUUCUGGUUGUGUUGAAUAAAAAGAUAUUUUAUCA